Prinia subflava (tawny-flanked prinia) is the source of this 2056-nucleotide messenger RNA. It is a transcript of the gene SIRAL2, whose product is annotated as family with sequence similarity 118 member A. Lineage: Eukaryota; Metazoa; Chordata; Aves; Passeriformes; Cisticolidae. The coding region runs from base 849 to 1922 and encodes 357 amino acids. The transcript has 8 exons. The record is from RefSeq and is a predicted model, not a curated record.
GCCGUUCUCAGAGCACGAACCGCUCACUACGCGCGUUAGCCGGUUGCUUUCCCUGUACCGGGGAGCUGGAGCUGGCUGCUGUGUGUCACAGACCCGCGGGUGUGCUCUUGCCUCUCAGGGGUUUCUAGGCAGCCGGAGCCUUGGGGACAGAGCCCUUCCCCUCCCCGCCGCCACCCGCCGGGGGUGUGAGCGGAACGGCCGCGGUUUGGGAGCAGACUGGAGUUGGGCUCUGCAUUUCGGAGCUGCCCGGAACGUCGGCGGCGGGGCGGCUGUUUCCGGGGGAAGGCUCGGCUCCGCGCCCUCCGGGUCGCUGCCGGAAGCGGGCCGGGAAUGGGCAGCGGCGGGAGCGGCGGUCCCGCCCCGGCUCCCGCUCCCGCUCCUAUUCCCGCUCCUGCACCCGCUCCCGCUCCCACCUUGGUUUUUCUCCGAGGAAAUUGGCGGGCUCGGGACGGGGCAUUCCCUUUCCCGCGGCUGCCUUUGGGUUGAACGCUUCAGGCUGUUUUCAGCUAUAAAAGUGCCUGGCAACACUCGCUCCGUCCAUCAGCGCGGUGAGCUGAGUUGCAGUCGGUGACUGGAGCUCUUAUUUCGCUGAUGAAAACGGAGUGUGCUGAGCAGGGACGAUGUGAGAUUAGAGGUGUUUCCGAUGUCCCCCCGCUGUGCUGGGAGUAAGGAGCCGGCUCCCGUCGCGGCUGCGGGGCGUGCCUGGAUCCCUGCGGGCUCCCCCUGCCGGGCUGCCCCGAGGAGCCCCUGUGGAACUCCCGGAGGAUGCUCCGCAGCAGCGCCCCGAACUCGGACCGCGGGCGGCUUUGACCUCCAUCGCUGAUCGCAGCCAUUCCUCGGGCUCAGAGAUGGAUUCACCAGAAGGGGCCACAGUUAGAAGUGAGCAGAAAUUCAGAAAAUUCCUGAAAAGCCUCAUCAGAAAGCAGCCUCGGGACCUUCUGCUGGUGAUUGGGACGGGGGUGAGCGCUGCAGUGGCCCCGGGGAUCCCCGCCCUCUGCUCCUGGAGGAGCUGCAUUGAGGCUGUGCUUGGGGCAGCCGAGCAGCUGGAGGUGCUGCACCCCGGGGAUGUGGCUGAGUUCCGCAACAAAGUCAGCAAAGAGAGAGACCUGCUGGUGGUUGCACACGAUCUCAUCAGGAAGAUGUCACCACGUACCGGCGACACGAAGCCCAACUUCUUCCAGGACUGCUUGAUGGAGGUGUUUGAUAAUUUAGAGCAGCACAUUCAGAACCCUGUGGUUCUGCAAUCCAUCCUGAGGCUCAUGGAGAGAGGCACAAUGGUUCUGACUACGAACUAUGAUAAUUUGCUUGAAAUAUUUGGUCAGCAGCAGGGUAAACCUAUGGAAUCUUUAGACCUCAAAAAUAAGGAUAAGGUCCUGCAGUGGGCAAGAGGCCAUGUCAAGUAUGGAGUUCUUCAUAUUCACGGCUUAUAUACAGAUCCCUGUGGAAUGGUGCUGGAUCCCUCGGGAUAUAAAGAUGUUACUCAAGAUCCUGAAGUCAUGGAGGUUCUUCAGAACUUGUACCGAACCAAGUCUUUUUUGUUUCUGGGUUGUGGAGAGACUCUGCGUGAUCAGAUAUUCCAGGCUCUUUUUCUUUACACAGUAAAGAACAAAGUGGACCUAGAACAUUACAUGUUGGUGCUGAAAGAAAAUGAAGACCACUUUUUUAAGCUCCAGGCAGAUAUGCUGCUGCAUGGAAUAAAAGUGGUGUCCUAUGGGGACUGCUUCCAGCAAUUCCCAGAGUAUGUCCAGGAUCUGACUGCUCAAAUCUGCAAGCAGAGAAGUCCAGAUGCUGAACGGGUGGACAGCACAACACUGUUGGGAACUUCCUGCGUGGACUGUGCUAAAAGGAAGCUAGGAGAAAGCGGCACUGAUUCUCCCAAGAGGAUCAAGCAGUCAGAUAAUGAUAUACCCACUCUUGAAUGAAAAAACCCAACCACCCCAGCAGCUUUUUAACAGCAGUGUUUUACAUCUGCUGCAUGGAAAGUUUUGAGCUGGUAUUUCCAUGAUUGUUAAGUGGAAUAAAAUUGUACAUACUAGCUUUCUCUUUUCUAAAGCCA